AUGCACGACUACGCGUCAGACGACGCCAGUGCCAGCGGCAGCGGCAGCGGCAGCGACACACGCCGAGGAUCAGGAACAGAGACGCCCGUCAAGUGGAGAGCAACCCUAUCCAUUGGGGGGAUGACCUGUGCCUCAUGUAGCAAUGCCAUCACCGAGGAGCUCAACAAGAAGGACUGGAUCGACACCGCCGUCGUCAACUUGGUCACCAACAGCGCAACCGUCGACAUUUCCGAUAAGGCGGAUGCUGAGAAGAUUGCAGAGACCAUCGAAGACAUGGGAUACGACGCCAACCUCGACAGUGUCGCAGAAGUCAGGCAAGAGGAGUCGGGUUCCAAUCUGUGGAGGGCCGCCGUGGCCGUUGGGGGAAUGACGUGUGCUUCAUGCGCCAACACUAUCACCGAGCAGCUCAGCAAGAACGACUGGGUUUCCAAAGUUUCGGUGAACCUAGUCACGAACAGCGCCACCGUCGACUUCACUGUAGAGGGUAAGCAAGACGAAAUCGUUACUGCCAUUGAGGACAUGGGUUACGAUGCCACGCUGGACAGCGUAAAGAGUGUCAAGUCCGAAAACAAGGGCGCUCAAGAGCGGACGGUUCAAAUCUCAAUCCACGGCCUCUACUGCCAACACUGCCCAUCCCGGGUUUCACACUCUCUGAGAUCAUUCAAGCGCGUCAAGGUCAUUUCAGAGCCCACGCCCGAGAAGCCCGUCAUCAGCGUCAAGUACACGCCCGACGCACCGUCUUUUACUGUGCGCGAGAUUCUUUCUGCUAUCGACGCUGCGGAUCCUGCCUUUCGAGCUUCGAUUUACCAUCCUCCCAGUCUCGAAGAGCGCUCUAAACUGAUUACGCAGAAGCACCAACAGCAGCUUCUGAGGAGAAUCUAUCUGACCCUUGUCGUCGCUAUCCCUACUUUCGUCAUCGGCAUCGUAUACAUGAGUCUUAUUCCUGACACGGAUGACGGCAAGCACUGGUUGAUGAAGCCCUGGGUUUCAGGCAUCAAUCGAGCACAAAUCGCCUUGUUCAUUCUCUCGACGCCGGUCUACUUCUUUGCGGCCGACGUGUUCCAUACCAGAGCUAUCAAGGAGAUUAGCAAUUUGUGGCGCCCGGGCAGCAAGACCCCUAUCCUUCGGCGCUUCUACAAGUUUGGCAGCAUGAACAUGCUGAUGUCCCUCGGAACCACCAUUGCCUAUGUCUCGUCCAUCUGUCAGAUGAUAUCUGCUGCAAUCAACAAGCCGGCGGAGAUUGACGACACUCAGUUCUACUUUGAUUCCGUGGUCUUUUUGACCAUGUUCUUGCUUCUUGGUCGCCUGAUCGAGUCGUACAGCAAGUCAAAGACUGGCGAUGCGGUCGAGCUUCUGGGCAAACUCAGGCCUACGACAGCGAUUCUGGUCACGAGAGCUUCCAUCGGGAAAACAACAGAUGCGACUGUUGGUGUCGACAUGCUCGAGUAUGGCGACAUUAUCCGCGUGCCUCACGGUGCCUCGCCUGCCGCUGACGGUAUUGUUUUGCAAGGCGAGAGCAGUUUCGAUGAGUCUAGCCUGACUGGCGAGUCUCGUCUUAUUAAGAAGGUCCCCGGCGAUGAGGCUCACGCUGGAACUGUCAACAAGGACUCGGCCAUUCAAGUGCGCAUUACUGGUGCUGCGGGCGCAUCCAUGCUCGAUCGAAUCGUUUCCAUCGUUCGCGAAGGUCAAACAAAGAGGGCGCCGAUGGAGCGCAUUGCCGACAUGCUGACGGCGUACUUUGUCCCGAUCAUUACCCUGAUUGCAGUCCUGACUUGGCUUACCUGGAUGAUACUUGGCUAUGCCGGUGUCAUUCCCGACCGUUACCUCGAUUCUGGGAGUGGCUGGGUUGCUUUCGCGUUGCAAUUUGCAAUCUCCGUCUUCGUUGUGGCCUGCCCCUGUGGCCUUGCUUUGGCAGCCCCGACAGCCAUCUUCGUGGGCGGCGGCCUCGCUGCGAAGCACGGUAUUCUUGCAAAGGGAGGUGGCGAGGCGUUCGAAAAAGCGAGCAAUGUCGACGUCGUCGUCUUCGACAAGACCGGGACCCUGACUGUUGGCGGCGAGCCCAAGGUCACCGACACGAAACUGUUCCUCGACUUGGCGGAAACCAACAUUGAAAGCAGCUUAGUAUUGGCCACACUACGGGCAAUCGAAGAAAACAGCAGCCACCCUGUUGCCAAGGCGAUCGUUUCUUACUGCACGGCUCAGACCGAAGUCUGGGCAGAGGUGGAAAACGUUCAAGAAUUGCCCGGCAAAGGCAUCAGAGCGACAAACCGAGGUGAUAAGCAGAGCGAAUCUUUCGAAAUGAUUGUCGGAAAUGAGGCUCUCAUGCGCGACUUCAAUGUCGAGCUCGUAGAGCAGAUUUGGAAGACCGAGGCCAAGUCCGUUGCUUUGGCAGCCAUCAAGUCAAAGGCCGACUCGGAUGCGCCUUGGACGCUGGUUUUGGCUUUGUCCAUCUCAGACCCUAUUCGUCCCGAGGCGCUCCCCAUCAUUCGCGCACUCAAGGAUCGUGGAACGCGUGUUUGGAUGCUCUCGGGUGACAAUUUCGUCACUGCCAAGGCGGUAGCAUCGCGCGUUGGAAUCAACCCUGACAACGUCCUGGCCGAGGUCCUUCCUUGGGAGAAGGCAGACAAGAUCACGUACCUGCAGAACGUACUCAAAGCGCGGGUCGGCAGGUCGAGAGAGCAUUCAACGAAGCGCGCCAUGGUUGCCAUGGUCGGAGAUGGCAUCAACGACUCGCCGGCGUUGACCAAGGCCGACGUGGGCAUUGCCAUUGGCAGUGGCAGCGACGUGGCUAUUUCGAGCGCCGACUUCGUCCUCGUGACGAGUGAUUUACGAGCGAUAGUGACCCUCUUGGACCUGAGUCGCAAGGUGUUUGGGCGUAUUAAGGUGAACUUUGGAUGGGCCCUCAUUUACAAUCUUCUCGCUAUCCCUAUUGCCGCCGGUUGUUUAUACCCCAUCACAACAUCCGGAGGACAGCAUAUCCGACUGGACCCCGUGUGGGCCAGUCUGGCGAUGGCAUUGAGCAGCAUCAGCGUGGUUCUCAGCUCUCUGGCGCUGCGGACGAAAGUCCCUGGUUUUGGUUUCCGCCCGCGAGGGCUGUAA
This is a messenger RNA of Colletotrichum chrysophilum, 3099 nucleotides long. RefSeq lists its product as uncharacterized. Gene Ontology annotation, molecular function: P-type divalent copper transporter activity; ATP binding; copper ion binding. The coding region runs from base 1 to 3099 and encodes 1032 amino acids. Gene Ontology annotation, cellular component: membrane. The record is from RefSeq and is a predicted model, not a curated record. Gene Ontology annotation, biological process: copper ion homeostasis; monoatomic cation transport. The transcript is spliced from 2 exons. Lineage: Eukaryota; Fungi; Ascomycota; Sordariomycetes; Glomerellales; Glomerellaceae.